Messenger RNA from Drosophila willistoni, 3326 nucleotides. It is a transcript of the gene Tao, whose product is annotated as serine/threonine-protein kinase Tao. Gene Ontology annotation, biological process: protein phosphorylation. NCBI's taxonomy places the organism in Eukaryota, Metazoa, Arthropoda, Insecta, Diptera, Drosophilidae. The transcript has 13 exons. Gene Ontology annotation, molecular function: protein kinase activity; ATP binding. The record is from RefSeq and is a predicted model, not a curated record. The coding region runs from base 213 to 3320 and encodes 1035 amino acids.
ACAGUUGCGAGUUGUUUGUCGGUCGCAAAAGACGAAACGCAAAAUUGGAAAUUGUUUAUAAAAAAUCAAUCAUAUUAACCCAGCAGAAGAAGGAACAUUCGGAAUUUGCACAACGCGUUAGUGUCUGUUAGUCUGUGUGUGUGAGAGAGAGGAGAGAGAGAGAGAGAAGGGGUUGCAGUUGGCUCUUGGUGGUAACAUGAAACACAGUCAUCAUGCCUUCGGCACGACCUGGUAGUCUUAAAGAUCCGGAAAUCGCCGAUCUAUUCAAUAAACAUGAUCCAGAGAAGAUUUUUGAGGACUUACGCGAAAUUGGCCAUGGAUCAUUCGGCGCCGUUUACUAUGCCCGGUGCAAUCUCAACAAGGAGAUUGUGGCCAUCAAAAAGAUGUCGUAUACGGGUAAACAGAGUCAGGAGAAAUGGCAGGAUAUACUCAAAGAGAUACGAUUCCUACGUCAAUUGAAUCAUCCGAAUACCAUCGAAUACAAGGGCUGCUACCUGCGUGAGUCGACAGCAUGGCUGGUAAUGGAAUAUUGCGUGGGCUCCGCAUCCGAUAUUAUCGAGGUACACAAGAAGCCGCUCCAUGAAGACGAAAUAGCCGCCAUCUGUUUGGGUGUACUCAGUGGACUGAGUUAUCUACAUUCGCUGGGACGCAUCCACAGAGACAUCAAGGCGGGCAAUAUCCUGCUGACUGACAAUGGUGUGGUAAAGCUAGCUGAUUUCGGCUCGGCGGCUAUUAAAUGUCCGGCCAAUAGCUUUGUGGGCACACCCUACUGGAUGGCGCCUGAGGUUAUUCUAGCUAUGGACGAGGGCCAAUACGAUGGCAAAGUGGAUGUGUGGUCACUUGGCAUCACCUGCAUUGAGCUGGCAGAGCGAAAGCCGCCCUAUUUCAAUAUGAAUGCCAUGUCUGCAUUAUAUCACAUUGCCCAGAAUGAGUCGCCCACACUGCCGAAGAACGACUGGUCAGAUGCCUUUUGCAAUUUCGUUGAACUGUGCCUCAAAAAGAUGCCUGCGGAGCGUCCAUCGUCUGCCAAACUUGUCAUGCACGUCUAUGUGACGCGUCCACGUUCCGAGACCGUGCUGCUUGAUCUUAUAGCCCGCACCAAGUCGGCAGUUCGCGAGCUGGACAACCUUAACUAUCGCAAAAUGAAGAAGAUACUCAUGGUUGACACCUGCGAAACGGAAAGUGCCGUUGGAGAUACAGAUGACCAGCAGGACGAUCAUGCUGGCGGUGACAGCAGCAAGAGCAAUAGUAUUACUUCGGAACACUCCAUACACUCAGUGGGUGUAUCGGCGGCCAGUAGUCAGAGCUCCUCGUCAAAUUCCAUACCGGCUGCAGCCCAAAAUCAUCAUCAUAUCGCUGUACAUCAUCAUCAGCAGGCGGCUGCCGCUGCAGUGGCCGCUGCCAUGCAGCAUCAUCACCAUCAACAGCAGCAGCAGUGGUCGAAUGCUGGACAGCAAGCAGGAGGAGCCGUUUCGGGAUCUGGCGCCGUAUCGCGCAACUCCUCACGCCACCGCAACCUCCCGCCGCUGCCGAACAUUAUGCAUAGCAUGAACAAUAAUGUAACGCCCACCAAUUCAGCCUCGGUGGUGCCGGCCCCGGCCCCGGCUCCGGUUCCAGCGCCAGGUCCCCACCACUCAGUAAUGCCGCUACUGGCCAACAUGGGAACCGGUACGGCCAGCAGCGGUGGUUCCCCAGCCGCCGGUUCUGUAAUGAGUACUGAUCGAAUGGCACCUAUUCAGCCGCGAUAUCUAUCAACGCCAGCUGCCCAAGCAGCUGUCUAUGCAGCUUCAUCGGCCUCCUCCCAGCAAGCCAUCUCCAAUGCGGUCAAUGAUCAUGGGCCAAACAAUUUCGCCACCAUACGCACCACCAGCAUUGUGACCAAGCAGCAGAAGGAGCACAUGCAGGAGGAGAUGCACGAACAGAUGUCCGGAUAUAAGCGCAUGCGACGAGAGCAUCAGGCCACUUUGGUGAAGCUGGAAGAGAAGUGCAAAGUGGAGAUGGAAACGCACAAGGCCGCCCUGGACAAGGAGUAUGAUAAUCUAUUGCAUAAUUUUACCCGGGAACUGGAGCGAUUGGCGGGCAAACACCAGCAGGAUGUGGAGCGUCGUUCAAAACAAACUGGCGCCGCCGAAAAGAAACUACACAAAGAGAUUACACUAAAGCAGGAAGGCGAUCGCAAGGUCUACGAUUUGAAUCGGAAAAAGGAAUACAAAGCCAACAAGGAGCGCUGGAAACGUGAACUCUCCAUGGACGAUUCAACGCCAAAGCGUCAACGAGAUCUGACCUUGCAAUCGCAAAAGGAUAAUCUAAAGCAGCAUGAGGCGCAAGAGGAGCAGCGUAUGCUCCAGGCCCAAAAGCAAUACAUUGAGCUUGAGAUGCGCAAAUUUAAGCGAAAACGCAUGAUUCUCUUACACGAACUGGACGAUCAGUUGUUGCGUGACGAGCUCAGUAAGAAGCAACAACAGCUAGAACAGGCCCAUGGCAUGCUGUUAAAGCACCACGAAAAGACACAGGAACUGGAGUAUCGGCAACAAAAGAGCGUGCAUCAAUUACGCGAGGAACAGAUAAACAAGCAACACGAUACGGAGUUGCACAAUCAAAAAGACUAUAUGGAUCGGCUUAAGAAAGAUCUGCUGCGUAAGCAUGCACUGGAGCUAAGGCAACAGCCCAAGAGCCUAAAGCAAAAAGAAUUGCAGAUACGUAAACAGUUUCGUGAGACAUGCAAAACGCAAACGAAACAAUAUAAACGUUACAAGGCGCAAGUGCUGCAGACAACACCAAAAGAGCAACAAAAGGAGGUUAUCAAGCAGCUAAAAGAGGAGAAGCACCGUAAACUGACGUUGCUGGGGGAACAGUAUGAACAAAGCAUUUCCGAUAUGUUCCAAAGUCAAAGCUAUAAACUAGACGAAAGUCAAGUUAUCGAGUGCCAACGUACCAAUGAACAAUUGGACUACGAACUGGAUAUGCUCACAGCCUAUCAAAAUAAGAACAAGAAACAGGCGCAGGAGCAGCGCGAUCGCGAGCGACGUGAGCUCGAGAAUCGUGUCAGUGUGCGGCGCAAUCUUUUGGAAAAUAAGAUGGAUGCCGAAUUGCAGCAAUUUAAUCAGGAACGUGCCGAACGCUUGCGCAUGAAACAUGAGAAGCAUACUAAAGAAUUGGAAGCUUUUGAUAAUGAGUCAAUAGCAUUAGGUUUCAGCGCGUUAUCGCUAACUGAGGUAUCUCGAGAGGCCUAUCCGGAUGAGGAGGGCAGUUUGUCUGGUUCCAUGAUUAGUUUAGCACAUAGCAAUAGUUCAACAAGUUUUCCGGCUGGUUCGCUAUAGCAUAAA